Anopheles arabiensis is the source of this 1317-nucleotide messenger RNA. RefSeq lists its product as uncharacterized. Bases 132 to 1223 code for a protein of 363 amino acids. The transcript has 2 exons. The record is from RefSeq and is a predicted model, not a curated record. Lineage: Eukaryota; Metazoa; Arthropoda; Insecta; Diptera; Culicidae.
ACGAGCUGUCAAAUAACAAACUGUCAGAACAAUCAGCUGUGGUUUAAAAAACCGCCGAACGGCACAGGUACCAGAAAUCGCACCCCAUUAAAUGUUUCGAGAGUGCAAGGUGUCGAUCAAAAGUUUCCAUUAUGAAAGAUAUAACGUUUAUUUCUUCGAGUUAUAUUUCCCUGCGCGAAGCGUUCCUCAGCGUGCCGGUACCGGCGAAUCAGUUCAGCCUUCUAAUGCCCACGCAGGACAAUGAACCCGCUGGAUGUGAAACGUUGGACGACAUUUACGAAGUGUGUGCAAUGCAAAGUUUGAACUGCAGCUUGGAGGAGUUUCAGGUGAUAGACAAGCAACUGUUUAAUUGCAUUUUUGGAACGAAAUUUUCCACCCAUUUGCUCGGUGGCGGCCUCAAUAAGCUCAGUCUGUCAGAGCCGGCUGUAGUCACCAAAGCCAAGGAGCAAACGGUGUGCAAAACGCGCACCAUCGCUGGACGUCCUUCGUGGCGCAUUUCACUGGGUACGAAGCUAGACCCAAAGCCAGCAUCAGCUGCCAAGCUACCGGAGUGGUUAGUUGGAACGGAUCGUCAGAAACUUUACAAUAUGGAAGCACUAGACGGUACCGGAAAACGGCUUGACCUGAUGCUCAUGGGCGUAGGCGAGCCGAAAGUGUCCCGUGAGAAUGGUAAGGAGAACCGUGUCGCCAAAUCGAACGAAGGUUUAGGGAAGAAUAUCAAGCAGCAUAUCGCUAUACCCCCAAAAGCUGUGCCGGCUAGCCAUACUCAAGGCAAUGUUCCGGUUGUCAGGUCAACGCGAGAAGCCUUGUUAAGCAUAGGGUUGAAUGAAAACGUUACCCUGCUAUCGGACAAACUUAUGCAACAUUUUAACAAACUAUCUAACGUUGGCGUUCCAGUACUGAGAAGCAACAGUGGGCCAAAUAUAGGCGUGAAAAUGCGCCGGAAACAGCAGCUAGGUGCACCUUCUUCCAUCACUGCACCUACGUCAGCGAAACAGAGAAGAAUGUCCACCGGGAAGGAUUUGACAGGCGAUCGGAGGGUAGUCCUUAGUGCAGAUACUUCCGCACUGUACAAUGAUGAAAACGCAAACGUCUGCCAAGCGGGGGUCAAAGAUAGUCGGAAUACUCGUAAAAACGUUUCCAAGCGAAUUUUGCGAAAAUCAACCAUUAAUCAGAAAACAGUAGGCCACACUAGAGAGCGAACAAACGGCAUGAAACGAUAAAUCAGUUAACUUAAAAUCGAUUGUAAAUACUUUAUGCGGCACUGGUGAGCCUACUAAUAAUAAGUGUUGACAAUUAUGAUUUUGGAAUGAAUAA